Molecule: messenger RNA, 1431 nt
Organism: Uloborus diversus
Lineage: Eukaryota; Metazoa; Arthropoda; Arachnida; Araneae; Uloboridae
Product: USP6 N-terminal-like protein
Exons: 13
Coding region: 1-1431 (476 amino acids)
Source: RefSeq, a predicted model, not a curated record
AUGGGUUUCAGACUUAAUAAUGAUGUGGAAGAGAACUCUUGUACAUAUGAUGAUGACCGUGAUAUUCUCCUCAAGUAUGAUGCUGGGCGAAGUCCUACCAACGAAAUUUUAUCUUGGGAAGACCCGGCAUUGGAAGUCUACCAUGUUAUGGACAAAUAUGGAUUCAUUCACAAUCACAGACUGCCAGAGAAGCUGACAGCUCAUGAAAUGAAGGUUCGUGAAAGGGAGCAAGAAAGAAUUGGAAAAUGGCUAAAAAUGAUGAAAAAAUGGGAUAAAUAUUGUGAUAGUGUAAAAUUACGUGAGAGGGUGUACAAAGGUAUCCCAAAUUCUGUCCGUGGAGAAGUGUGGUGCAGGUUGUUAGGUGUUCCGCAGAUCAAGAUGGAACAGGAAGGAAAGUAUGAGGAGAUGGUUCAGCAGGCUCGAAUACAUUCAAAAGAUAUCAAGCAAAUAGAUCUGGAUGUUAAUAGAACUUUCAGAAAUAACAUUAUGUUCAGAGAAAGAUAUGGACCGAAACAGCAAUCUCUUUUCCAAGUGCUAACAGCUUAUUCAGUUUACAAUGCUGAAGUGGGUUACUGCCAAGGAAUGAAUCAGAUUGCUGGUCUCUUACUUAUGUUUAUGAAUGAUGAGGAUUCAUUUUGGGCUUUAUCAGUUUUGAUGUCUGAUCAGAAACAUGCAAUGCAUGGGUUCUUUAUUCCUGGUUUUCCGAAACUGAAACGGUUUCAAGAGCACCACGAUCAACUACUGACCAAAUAUCUUCCAAAAUUGAAAAAGCAUAUGGACAAGUUUGGAAUUCAUAGCAGCUUGUACACUUUGAAAUGGUUCUUCCAGUGUUUUCUCGAUCGUGUGCCUUUUACGUUAACUCUCCGCCUUUGGGAUGCUUAUAUUUUAGAUGGUGAAGUCAUUCUUACUGCCAUGUCUUUCACAUUAAUGAAGCUUCACCAAAAAACCCUUCUCAAAAUGGAGAUGGAAGACUUGAUUGAGUUUCUUCAAAUAAAGCUAGAGCAGGACUUUGGCUACCAGGACGAUUCUGCUAUUGAGGCCCUCUUAAUGAUAAUAGAAGACCUCAGGAAAAAGAGGCUGCACCUGCCAGGAGAACCAAUGCCUGAUGAGCUUCCCCAAAAGCCUUUUGGACUCAUCCCCAAGAGGACUCAGAGUGAACAAUUUCCUAGAAAGACUUUUGCCAAUGGUAAUAAAACCAACUUCCAUGAGACUCUUUCCCUCGAGAGCUUCAGCUCUUCAGAAAACAGAACCCAACUCAAGUCUUUCCAAAGCGUUUCUGAAAGUUCCUGUGAUGAGAGAGACUUUUCAAGUCCACAACCUCUCCAAAGGUCUCUUUCCUUUUACGACAACGUCGACCUGGAGGAGAGCAUGAGAGCUUCCUCGCUUCAGUCCACUUUUUUAGGACCGACUCUUCCAUCCAGUAAAGUAUAA